AUGAAGACUACUUCUUUCGUUCGAGCGGCUUCGCUGCUAUCCUCUCUUUUUGCUCCUCUCGCUCUUGCGCAGGAGAAGUUUACCCACGAAGGCACAGGAAUUGAGUUCUGGCGUCAGGUAGUCAGUGACGCUCAGACCCCAGGUGGUUUUGAGUGGGGUUGGGUAUUGCCCGGAGAGCCCACUGGCGCCAACGACGAAUACAUCGGUUACAUUAAAGGUUCGCUCGAGGCGAACAGGCAGGGAUGGUCCGGUGUCAGCCACGCUGGUGGCAUGCCCAACUCCCUUCUGCUCGUUGCAUGGCCGGAAACUGAUGCCGUCAAGACCAAAUUUGUCUGGGCACCCGGCUACGUUACUCCUGACGACUACACUGGCAACGCGUCUUUGAGCCAGAUCUUCCACUCAGUCACAGACACACACUUCGAGAUCGUCUACCGAUGCCAGCACUGCUGGGUCUGGAAUCAGGGCGGCGCUGAAGGUGCUCAACUACCGACUACCGAAGUAAAUGUUGUUGGCUGGGCCCAGCACGACAAGGUCUACGACGGCACAUGGGUCUUCCACAACAAGGGGCAGUCUCAAUUCGGUGCCCCCACAGCGGAUGCGAGGAACGCGAAGUACUCCGACUACCUCAAGUUGGUCGGUGGCCAGCCCUCUGGUGCACCUACACCAACUCUGUCCGGCCAACCAUCGGCCACACCUACUCCAACUACGCCAGUGAAGUGCGCCGGAUCGCCUGCCCCUUCAGGCUCAUUCGACUACAUCGUCAUUGGCGGAGGCGCUGGAGGUAUUCCCGUGGCAGACAAGCUUUCCGAAUCUGGCAAGAGCGUUCUCAUGCUCGAGAAGGGCCCGCCAUCUCUCGCUCGUUUUGGAGGCAAGAUGGGUCCUGAUUGGGCUACCAGCAACAACUUGACCCGUUUCGACAUCCCCGGUCUCUGCAAUCAGAUCUGGGUCGACUCCGCUGGUGUUGCUUGCAACGAUAUCGACCAAAUGGCUGGUUGUGUUCUUGGUGGUGGUGCUGCCGUCAAUGCUGCGCUCUGGUGGAAGCCGGUUGACAUCGAUUUUGACUACCAAUUCCCCGCUGGCUGGAAGUCAGCUGACGUGAAGGGCGCAAUUGACCGUGUGUUCAAGCGUAUCCCUGGUACCGAUACUCCUUCCGUGGACGGCAAGCGUUACAAGCAGGAGGGCUUUGAUGUCUUGUCCGGUGCGCUUGGUGCAGAUGGCUGGAAGAGCGUCGUUGCAAACGACCAACAGAACCAGAAGAACCGCACAUACUCUCACUCUCCGUUCAUGUACGACAACGGUCAGAGGCAGGGUCCUCUCGGUACUUACAUGGUCUCUGCGCUGGAGAGGAAGAACUUUAAGCUCUGGACGAACACCAUGGCCCGACGUAUCGUCCGUACUGGCGGAACGGCUACCGGUGUCGAGCUUGAGAGCGGUGUUGGUGGUACUGGUUACUGCGGUACUGUCAACCUCAACCCUGGAGGCCGUGUCAUUGUUUCUGGUGGCGCUUUCGGAUCCUCAAAGGUUCUCUUCCGCAGCGGCAUCGGACCAAAGGAUCAGCUGAACGUCGUGAAGAACAGCGCUGCCGAUGGCUCGACAAUGAUUGGAGAGUCUGACUGGAUCAACCUUCCCGUCGGUCAGAACUUGAACGACCACGUCAACACCGACCUUGUCAUCAAGCACCCCAACAUCUCUUUCUACGACUUUUACAAGGCGUGGGAUGCUCCCAUCGAGGCUGACAAAAACUUGUACCUUGGCAAGCGCUCUGGUAUCCUUGCCCAGUCUGCACCCAACAUUGGUCCCCUUGCUUGGGAAGUGAUCACUGGAAGCGAUGGCAUUGACCGAUCGAUCCAGUGGACUGCUCGUGUUGAAGGCCCCGGCGCCAACGACACUCACCACCUCACCAUCAGCCAGUACCUCGGUCACGGCUCUACUUCGCGUGGUGCGCUUUCCAUCAACGGUGCUCUCAACGUCUAUGUCAGCAAAGCACCUUACCUGCAGAACGAGGCCGACACCGGUGUUGUCGUCGCAGGUAUCAAGAGCAUGAUGAAGGCCAUCAAGAAGAACCCAGCGAUCGAGUUCCAAGUACCACCUGCCAACAUGACAGUUGAGGCAUAUGUUGCCAGCCUUCCCAAGACGCCAGCUGCCCGUCGCGCCAACCACUGGAUUGGCACAGCGAAGAUUGGAACCGACAGCGGUCUUACUGGUGGAACAGCCGUUGUGGAUCUGAACACUCAAGUGUACGGAACGCAGAACAUCCACGUAGUCGACGCUUCUCUCUUCCCUGGUCACAUCUUUACCAACCCUACAUCCUACAUCGUUGUGCUCGCAGAACAUGCCGCUGCUAAGAUUCUCGCACUUGGUGCGAGCAGUGGAGGUGGUAAGCCUUCGUCCGCUCAGUCAUCUGCAGCCUCCGUUAAGCCGGUCACCACAUCGAAGGCGCCGAUUAAGUCGUCAACUGUGCCCGUGAAGCCGUCAUCGACACCAGUAAAGUCCUCGGCUAAGCCCACUACUAUCAAGACAUCAGCAGCACCAACGCCUACUCCUACCAAGGUGGCGAAGGCUUGGGAACAAUGUGGCGGUAAAGGCUACACCGGCCCAACGGCUUGUGUCAGUGGGUACAAGUGCGCAGUGAACAAUGACUACUUCUCUCAGUGCAUCCCUAACUAA
Molecule: messenger RNA, 2667 nt
Organism: Alternaria atra
Lineage: Eukaryota; Fungi; Ascomycota; Dothideomycetes; Pleosporales; Pleosporaceae
Exons: 4
Coding region: 1-2667 (888 amino acids)
Biological process (GO): carbohydrate metabolic process
Cellular component (GO): extracellular region
Molecular function (GO): oxidoreductase activity, acting on CH-OH group of donors; cellulose binding; flavin adenine dinucleotide binding
Source: RefSeq, a predicted model, not a curated record